AUGCCACAUAGCCAGGAGAAUCAAGGUCUGGAUAGAGGAUUUCCUCACCUAGAGCUUGUCAUGGCCUGCUCCAUCUCCAGAUUGCACCCUACUGAAAACAUCUGGAAUGACAUCAAGAGGAAGAUGGAUGGUUCUGAACUGUUUGUACUGCAUGGAAAAGACCUACAUUUGGAAGUCAAGAAACCCAUUAAAAUCACAAAAGACACAGAUUUUUUUUGGACAUUUGUUAAUGCUUACAUACUUAGAUUUACUGACGAUAGAAGGAAAUUUUUUUAUAACAAGUAUAAAGGAAGGGUGGACUUUCAUGAAGGAAACUACUCUCUGCUACUAAAAAAUGUACAACCCAACGACAGUGGAACUUAUAGAGCAAUACUGAGUCACGAAGAAGACAAAACGGUAGCUGAAUACAAAGUCAUAAUCCAAGAUGAAGUGUCUUCAGUAAACCUGACAGCGACCACCAUCUACUCCUCGUCCUCCUCCUGUAACCUUACUGUGACCUGCAGCACAGUGGACUCUAACAUCAGCAUAACUCUCCACUGUGACAACCAGAGCUGCUCUCUGGUGAAAGAAACAAGCUUGGCACCCACAAUCCCGUCUUCCUCUCUCAAGUUUCACUUGCAGCAAGACUACAUCAUCUGCAAUCAUAGCAACCAAGUGAGCUGGAAACAUGAUAAUAAGGAGCUCAAAUCUUACUGUGAGACAGAAUCAGAUCAACAAAUCUACCCUGAGCAGAGCUGUGAAAAGAUAUUUUGUCACUUAGCCACCAGACCUAUGAUUAGGAUAAUUGCAUCAUCAUCAGUGUUUCUAGCUCUGAUGGCUUUGACUGUCAUUUUCUUCAUAACAUGGAAAAGAAACAGCAAUAUAAAUACAGUGAAUGUAAUUUCUGAGGAAAUUGAACUGGACCAAAACGUAUAUGAGAAUUUUGCAGGUGAUGCUUGAGGUAUUCAUCCCAGAUCCACUUACGCCUGUAGUUUCCCGUCAGACCUCUGCUGAAACCAAACACAUCCUCACCAGAGUCGGUGUACAUGCCGGUUCAAAGAGCUGUCACAACCAGAAAGAUGAGAAACACAAAUAUGAUGAAUUUACAAGAUUUAACAUGUAAAUAUUGAAUAGAAACAUUGCAAAUUUAUGGUUUUCUGUUGGUGUCAUGUAGUAGACUGGACCUUCUGAAGGGUUAAUAUAUUUAUUGCUUAGGCACUGAAAACAGUAUAAUGAAAUGACUGAAGUAGAACUUGAUCCCAUGUGUUAUAUAACAGAAUUUUAAAUAAGCACCUGUCUCCUGAAACACAAACGACUGCAAUGUCUUUUACUUCAGUAUAGUAAAAUAUUGUAUUAGAAAAUCUGAGCUUUUAAUUAAUUCAAAGUGGAUCCAUCACAUAUGUUAAAUUUUCUUUGCUUGUGUUACUGUACACUAACCUGUUCAUUCCAGUCUUGCUGAUGCUUGUUUAAAACAUAUUGCCAUU
Messenger RNA from Melanotaenia boesemani (Boeseman's rainbowfish), 1463 nucleotides. Its product is annotated as SLAM family member 9-like. The record is from RefSeq and is a predicted model, not a curated record. The transcript is spliced from 7 exons. NCBI's taxonomy places the organism in Eukaryota, Metazoa, Chordata, Actinopteri, Atheriniformes, Melanotaeniidae. Bases 1 to 939 code for a protein of 312 amino acids.